Pteronotus mesoamericanus is the source of this 4015-nucleotide messenger RNA. RefSeq names its product MAP7 domain containing 2 (gene MAP7D2). Gene Ontology annotation, biological process: microtubule cytoskeleton organization. Bases 4 to 2517 code for a protein of 837 amino acids. The transcript is spliced from 18 exons. Gene Ontology annotation, cellular component: microtubule cytoskeleton. The record is from RefSeq and is a predicted model, not a curated record. Lineage: Eukaryota; Metazoa; Chordata; Mammalia; Chiroptera; Mormoopidae.
CGGAUGGAGCACGGAGGCGGCUGCGGGGCCGGAGCCGGGACUGCGCAAGGGACUGCGCGGGGCUCUCCGCUCCCCGGGAAGAUGGCCGAACCAAGUGCAGUGCGGACCUCGCCGCCCAACCAUCGGUUUUCAGGCAUGGAUGGGUUUUUAAGAUGUGACGAGAGACAACGGCUUGCUAAAGAAAGGCGAGAAGAGAGAGAAAAAUGUAUUGCUGCCCGGGAACAGCAGUUCCUAGAGAAGCAGAAGAGGGCCAAGCUCCAGUAUGAAAAGCAAAUGGAGGAGCGAUGGCGGAAACUGGAGGAGCAGCGGCGCCGGGAGAACCAGAAAAGGGCUGCCGUGGAAGAGAAGAGAAAACAAAAGCUCCGGGAGGAUGGGGAGCGGCUGGAGGCGAUGCUGCGCCGGUCCCUGGAGCGCUCCCAGCAGCUGGAGAUGAAGAAGCGUUACUCAUGGGGAGGAUCAUCAUCAUCGGGAGGAGCAUCUGGAGGAACGUCAGGAGGAACGUCUGGAGGAACGUCGGGAGGAACAUCGGGAGGAGCAUCGCAGACCUUCACGGUUGGAGGACGAGAUGGUGAAUCAGAAAACACUCCACCCCCUCCUCUAGGUUUAGCAGCCAGCACCCUCCCUCCUGACCCAGGAACCGCUGCUGCCGCCGAGUCCACCAAUGCCCGUGAGAAGCUUUCAACAUCAACUAUGAAUUUGCCAAAGCAGACGGAGACUCCCAUGAGUAAGCGCCUGUCCUCAUCCACUGCGGCAAUAUCGUAUUCCCCAGAACGAGCUCAUCGCAUGCACAUUUCUCCCAUGGAAAACUUUCUCAUUAUGCGACUGUUGGCACCCACCCAGGCUUCUUUAGCCAGAAGCAGAAGUACAGUCAUACUCUCUGAGCAGUCGAGUGAAGAAGUUUUUCGUGCCUGUCCUCGUGUAGCUACGGCCAGCCCUCAUCAAUAUGUCUACAAGUCAUCCCCAACUCGGUCCAUUGAAAAGAAGAAGACUGCAUCGCCGUUUGCUGGAGGAGAGGCUUGGAAAGCAGCCCCUGCAGAAGCAGAGGCCCCUCGGGUGGAGAAGAUGAAAAAGGGGCCCCAACCAACAGCUUCCUUUUCCAGCGGGAGCCCUGCGUCCCCUGUGAAAAGACGUGAUUUUCCCGGGGCCAACAUUAAGAGGUCAUCUUCACCCGUGGCAUGCAGGGCAUCUGCCAGAGGAAGCCCACAGUCUCCAAAGAAUACAAAACUACCAUACCCAGAGUCUUUUGUGAAGUACCGUUUAACCACCCUUUCCAGCCAGGACAUACCCAAGAAGAAAGAGGAGAAAGAGAAAAGCAACAAGGAAAGGGAAGUGGCCUUGGCUCAGCGGGUGGCCAGACUACUUGGGGAAGAACCUCCAGAGAAGCACAUAGUGGACAAGAAUGUCACCGAGAAGCAGGCGGCUGUAGGAGGGAAAGCCGAGGCCAGUGCAGCCUCAGGGAAGCCUACUGCAGGCACCACCAAUGCGGGGGAGGCCGCAAAGAUCCUGGCUGAAAAGAGACGACAGGCCCGGCUGCAGAAGGAGCAGGAGAGGGCGGAAAGAAUCGAGCAAGACAGGCUGGAGAGAGAGGAAUUGGAAAGAAAGGCAGAGGAGGAAAGACUUCGCCUAGAAGAGGAGACCCGUAAGCAGGAAGAGGAAAAGAAGCGGCAGGAAGAGGAAAAGAAGCAGCAGGAAGAGGAAAAGAAAAGACUGGAAGAGGAAAAGAAAAGACUGGAAGAAGAGGAGGCCAAGAGAAAGGCCAAGGAGGAGAUGCUGAGAGAAAAGCAAGAAAAGGAAAAACAAGAAAAAGAAAAGCAAGAAAAAGCCAUGAUUGAAAAGCAGAAGGAAGAAGCAGAAGCAAAGGCCCAGGAGGCAGCUAAACAGAUGCGUCUAGACAGAGAACAGAUCAUGCUACAGAUUGAACAGGAGCGGCUGGAGAGGAAGAAGAGAAUAGAUGAAAUCAUGAAGAGAACAAGGAAGAGUGACGUGUCUCCAGAAGUGAAGAAAGAAGACCUGAAAAUGGAGCUUCCGCCUACUGUGUGCGUGGAAAAUAAGACAAAAGCAGUUGUCCCGAACAAAAUAGAAAUCAAUGGAUUGGGCACCGCCCAGGAAGUUAAUGGCGUGGAGCGCGCUACCCCAGCAACUUUCCCCGGAGACGUUUUCUCCAAUGGGCUUAAACCAGUUGGGGGACUUGUUCAUCUGGACACCCUCGAUGGGAAAUCAAACAGUCUGGAUGACUCAACUGAAGAGGUUCAGUCUAUGGAUGUGAGUCCUGUUUCAAAAGAAGAGCUUAUCUCCAUCCCAGAAUUUUCACCAGUGAGUGAAAUGAUUCCUGGGGUGUCUCUGGACCAAAAUGGAACUGGUAAUGCCCGAGCUCUUCAAGAUCUCUUAGAUUUCACCGGUCCCCCCAUGUUCCCCAAGAGAUCCAGUGAAAAUCUCAGCCUGGAUGACUGUAACAAAAACCUGAUCGAAGGAUUUAACAGUCCCAGCCAAGAAAGUACUCUGAACACCUUCUGUUGACAAAUACAGCAGCUCUUUAAUGAAAGGUGGUGUUUCGAGAAGCCAUGAAGCUGCUGGUAGUCAAAUUUGAGCUGCUGGCCCUCGGAAGAAACUCCUGUCGUCCUUAACCACUGGACUCCAAAUUCUUAGAUCGAAUUGUAACUGUAUUCCUAGUUAGUAUGUCAAACACUGGCCACUCUUGGUAGAAACCUGGCGAAGUCCUAGCAAUGUUUCAUGUUAUGGUUCUAUGUAUGAGCUUCGGCUGCUGAUAAAGCGCUUCCUGUACUACUUACUCUGUUAUAGUGAUCACCCAAAACCGAGUCAUUCCAGCUGGGAAACUCACCUUGUAACCAUUCUUAUUCCCAAAGUUGGAGCACAUAAACAUUUAGAUAUCGUUCCCUGUAAAUAUUCUAGACAUUUACCCAGACUCUACUUAAAUAUAUACUGAACUUGGGCUGCAUAUCUCCCCGUCUGUGUUUGGAAGAAGAAAUUCCAGGGUUGGGGGGUGGUUCUUCUCCCCCUCCCCUCUCUGAGAUUUCUUUGUUGGAAGUUACUGUCAAGAAGGUGUUUUUUUUUUUUUUUUUAUUAAGUGUAGUCACCUGCAAAAUGCGUUGUGCCACAUUACUCCUUGGGGAACUAACGGAAUAAGUCUGGUUGAGUAACAAAGCCAUUAAACAGUGUGGAAUGAUUUCUGUUUUCUUAUGCAUAUUCCUAUAGACACGAGCAGCUGAAUUUAGAAAGGACCUUUUCAUAUCGCACCUUAAAGUCUCCAAGCUCUGGUCACUCCAAACCAUCGAGUGGCUUUUGGACUGAAUGAAUUGUGUGUCUCAUGCACUGGUGGUUGGUUUUCAUGUUGUUAAUAUUGGGGCUUUUGUUUGUUUGCACCUGUGUUUGCUCACCUCUAAUAAGAGCAGGCACAAAGGGAAAUGAUAGUGCCCUGAAAUAAGUGGGCUCUGAACGGGACUCUGUGUCACUGGAAUGGACUUUAACGUACAAUGUCUGAACAGAGGACAAAUGACACUAGAAUGUAUACUCCUUGCAUUUUAUGCCAUAUAAUGUGUUUUCUCAAUUUCGUUUCUUGUGGUGAAAUGUGGCUUUCUGAUUUAAAAUGACCUUUUCUCCCUUGAAACUCUUUUUUGACUUGUACAAUAAGAGUUUGGAAAGAUCCAUAAUUCUGACAGAGGCUUGCAACCAGGAAACGUAGAGUCAAUAGUAAUCUUGUUUAUGUGCUUUCAAAACCAGCUAUAGUUUAAGACUUUAUUGGUUAUGGAAACUCUGUACGUUUGUGUAUGUAUAUAUACUAAAUAAAAUACAUGCCUCCGGUAAUGCGGUACCAUUGAUCUGGACGACUGUCGGGGAAAACCCCUUUUAUGACAAGCACAUGGAAAAUCGUAGCAUGGUCUGGCUUUCAAAAAAUGCCUCGCCAUCUUCUUACCGCUUUAUUUUGCUAAAGGUCUGCUUUGUUGUGAUCUGUUGUACCUCACAGCAUCGUUGUCACUGUGGUGAUGCCUCAUUUGCA